Auanema sp. JU1783 is the source of this 2781-nucleotide messenger RNA. NCBI's taxonomy places the organism in Eukaryota, Metazoa, Nematoda, Chromadorea, Rhabditida, Rhabditidae. The record is from the annotation of a GenBank genome assembly.
AUGAAUGAUCAAAGUUUUGAUGAAUCGUCUUUCAAUCCUGACGACAGUAUUCUAAGCAAAAGAGGCUAUGUUAAAGACAGUUUGAAUCUCAUAGGGGAGAAGAAGGAACGUCUGAAAGAGGCGAUGAAGACAGUCUCCGAGGCUGAGCAGCCUGACCUCGAGCUCAUGAGCAAGCUUUUGGCAGCUUAUGAUAGUAUGACAAAACAAGAAAAUCAGUAUUUGGAAGUAAUGAAGAGUAUUGUGGUCAUCCAUGAGCAUGCUGUGGAAGAUGUUGCCAAAGAUCUUGCUAUUUCUAAAUCUGAAGUUCCUGCUUUACCUGAAGUUAAUAAUAUUAUUCCAAAAUCGGAUAAGCCAGCUGAAAAUCCAGCAACUGAUACCGAUAUCCAAGAACUCGUUGAAACUUUAAAAGAAAUUCAUGAAGUCUCGAAACAAACAGCUUUGGCUGCUCAAGUUAACGAGCAAUUACAAGAGAGACUUAAUCUUCAUAAGAAGAAGAAAGCAAAUCUUCAAGAGAUUAGAAGAGAUAAAGCUAAAGAGCUUCAACAGAAAUCAAGUGAAACAAUGACAACAGUCGAAUUGACGAAGAAGAAAAUUGAAAAUGAGAGAAAUUCAAAAAAACAUUUGGAAAAAGAACUUGACAGAUUACGUAAAGCUGCCCUUCAAAAAGGAAUUGAAUUGGGCAUUGUUGAAGAUCAGAUGAAAGAUGCAGCCAUCAAAGCUAUUAGUCAUCUAACAGAUGAAGCACAUCGCAUUCCUCCAACAACUGAUGAAACGCCAGAAGAGCGUGAUGAGAAGCCGGAACUUACGGAAGAGGAAAAGCUGGAACAACGACGUAUCGAAAUUCGUGAGAAUGUUCGUAAAGAACGUGAAAGAAAGGAACAAGUUAAUCAGUUAAUUCGUGAAAAAUUGCUUGCUUUUGAAGCUCGGAAAGAACGGGUCAGACAGCUGCGAGAGAUGUUAGAGUUCACUAACAAGCAAGUUAUUGCUCAAGUACACACAGAGAAGUUGAAAGCUGAAGCUGAAGCUGCUGGACAAGCUGCUGCUGAAUCUGCAGAACAAGCUAAAGAAGUCGUUCCCGAAAAAUUGUCUGACAAAACAGAAAUUUCUAAUGCUUCAUCGGAAGUCAAAGAGAACCCUAAUGUUGAGCCAACAGCUGAAGAACCUGCGAAAGCUGUUACCGAAGAGAAAGCUUCUCCAGCAGAAGUUCAACCAUCUGCCGUUGAAGAAGUAAAAGAAACAUCUGAAACAGACGACCUGCCAAAGAUUGACGACGAACAACAAGACACAUUAGCGAAUGAAGAGGAUCCAGAAAACAACUUCGAUAACCUGACAGAAGAAGAACGUCAUGCGAUGGAGCAAGCACAGAAAGAGCUGAAUGAAACACUGCGUAACGCAACAAUGAAUCUUCAGAAUCUACAGUUGAUGCGAAUGCGAUUAGAGGACUUACACAGUCGUGGAGGAGAUCUAUCUGCUGAAGAAGCUCAUUUCAUUGAAAUGCUCGAAGAUACCUUGCCACCAUCAUUAGAUGAUCUGAAGAUAGUACAAGAGGGAGAUGAAGUCGAUGAAGUAGAUGACGAUAAGCCACCUCCACCACCAACCUCAUCACCUCCAGCAAGUCCCGUCGAAACAGAGAUUGAAGAUAUCGUUCGUCAGAAAUUCGUCUCAGCCUUUAAGCUUAAGUCAGCCAGAUCACUCCUAGAUUCAUUUUCUCCUGUUGAUUCUGCAAAAGAACAGAAACCUUCUAUCACCAACUUACAACUCGAUCGAAUGGAAGUGCUACUUCGACAACAAAUGAAUGAUAUUGGACAAAUCAGAGAAAUGGUUUGUCCGGCUGCUUCUAAUCUAUCCAUUACUAAAUCAGCUUUACUUCGUGCUUCAUCAAGCUUGCUCAGCUCACUAGCUGAUGUGUUAAGCCAGAUGGCUUCUGGCCAACAUACAUCUGCUCGUGAAUUGGAUAAUUUGCUAAUUCAACUUUAUCAAGCUGAUAGUACUGUAAUAUCAAACACAUCACCACAGGAGACUACUAAUCAUCCGAUUGUUAAAGCUCCCAAAGGUGUGCUGAUUCAUUCACAGGGCGCUGAGUGUUCGAAGGAAGAGUACUACCAACCGAAUGCUGACCAAAAGCAUUAUGCACACAAACAGAAAAACUUAGAAAGUGUUCGUUUCGCCAAUGUAGUUGAAGAAAAAGAAUGUGAAAGACAACACUGUGACAGUUCAUCAUCUUCAAUGACAUCAUCGUCAGAUGCUGAUGCAGAUUCUGAUGACAGUUUGAUUUUGCAUACUACGGAUGGUGGCUUUGGAGAUAGAAGUGGGCCAUCGUCACCUGAACCCGUUGAACUCACAUCCAUUCUGCGUCAACGAAAAGGAAGCGACUGCAAGCAGCAUGUUCCAGAGAUGAAGAGACAGCACACGUUGGAGAGAGCAACUUCAUCCAGAAUUGAUAAAUUAACCGAAGACAAUGAGGAUAUUAGAAGAAUCGUUGAAACAAUAAUCCGCAUUCUGUCUUAUGAGUUACGCUCUUCUUCUGUCCUUACACCGGACAUUUGUCAGAGUCUGUUGGAUUUGAUCAUAACGCUAGCAUCUCAACAUUUCCAAAGAGUUCCAUUAGAUCUUCUACAAGCACAGCUAGGAUCUGUCGUGUCAGAUACAGUAAAUCCAUACGUGGACUCGUCGAUGAUAGAGAAUCGAAAGCAGUUUAUGCGAGAGCUGUCUUCCAUUUUGUUGAACGAAUUAUCAUUUUUUCAUGUGUUAGACUCUGUUAAAGCAGUCCCUGAUAAGUGA